Fusarium verticillioides 7600 is the source of this 2711-nucleotide messenger RNA. RefSeq names its product cell cycle arrest protein BUB2. The record is from RefSeq and is a predicted model, not a curated record. Gene Ontology annotation, molecular function: GTPase activator activity. Gene Ontology annotation, cellular component: mitotic spindle pole body. The transcript is spliced from 3 exons. Gene Ontology annotation, biological process: activation of GTPase activity; negative regulation of septation initiation signaling. Bases 492 to 1940 code for a protein of 482 amino acids. NCBI's taxonomy places the organism in Eukaryota, Fungi, Ascomycota, Sordariomycetes, Hypocreales, Nectriaceae.
CAAGCUCUUGAUAAAUGAUGUGCAUUCCUCAAUGUCGUGGGCUGGCAAACACCAAGACACCCAAAGUACUCCGUAAUCAGGGGCCAAACAGCCUUUGUGAGUUAUGGGAUUGGAUUAAUAGAGUGUGUCGACUGAAAGUUGAUAUGACCUGCUACAAGAACAACUGGUGGCAUUGGUCAGCCAAGAUAGAUUUCAAUAGGUCUUACGGAGUAGUGUAGAGGUUGAUUGAAGAACGCGAAACCAACACGAAUCAUCAUUGUCCCUAAAUCCACGUCACGUCCCUUUCAUAGGUACCUUACUUCAACUCAGCCUCCAGCCUCCCCGUUAAUCUAAUACUGCGCUCCGAACGACUAAAACCGUCAGCGUCAUCAGCCCUAAUUAAUAUCCCCAUCAACUCGGCUAUCUGGCUCUUUCUCGCAUGUAUUGACGCUUGACACCCAUGCCUACCCCUAUGGUCGUGGUUUGACAAACUCUCCUCAAGCAUCGCAACCAUGGAGCCACCUUCCAACUCCAAUUCUAUUUUCAAAUCGGCGAUCCCCUCACUCCCCGCCCCGGCUACAACACAACUCCAGGCCCCGCCAUCGCCGCGGACUCAUCGCGCCCUUCGACGCCUUCAAUCUGCGCACACUCUUGGAGCCCGCGCUCGCGAGCAAGGCACGCCCUCGCUCAUCUCCCAGCAGCGCCACCGCGACACCCAGCGCAAUGCUUCACCAACAAGACCAUCACAAGCGCCUCCUGCUACUUCAGGCACACCCAGCUUCUCCCAGAAUAUCAAUCGCUCACCUCAGCGCGGGCGCGCUAAUAGCGAUGCCACCCCGCCACUCAUUCACCAGAUGAAUGUUGUCACAGCUAGCAAGCGUGCUGGGAGUAAGAAACCCGUAUUCUCGCAUGGCCAUUUGCCUCUUCAUCAGAUUAUCCGCGAAGGCCCAACAGAUGGUGAUUUCUUGGGCGCUUUGGAGAGUGCUCGGUGGAAGGUCAUCGAUGAAGGUGUCAAGAGUGCUGAGGAUGGCAUGUCAACAUUGAGAAUAUACGUCUGGCUCGUCCUCCUAGACGCUCCUAUCCUGUCGACCGAUGACUACCUCGCCCUCAUCCACCGGGGAGCCUCUCCGGCUUACUCCAAGAUCCGCAACGACACUUUCCGCACACUCACGACCGACCCUCUCUUCCGCCGCCGUGUCAGUGAGGCUAGUCUGAUUCGUUUACUUAACGCCAUUGCAUGGAAAUUACACGACGCGCGUGAGGAGCAACGCCAAAGCCGCCCUGGUAGUAGCCGAGCUUCACUCCCUGGUGGUAGUAGUGUCUCUGGUCGUUCUCAGUCAGGCACAAGCACGUCAUCACCAAAUGCUCGCAGUCGCGCGCGGGCCUUAACACUUACGACCGAGGGCUCUGAUUCCGGCACAGGCGCUGCGACUCUAGAACCUGGUACCUAUGUUCAGGGUAUGAACGUUCUGGCAGCACCAUUUUUAUACGCAGCUCGGAGUGAAGCAGAAGCAUUCGUGGCGUUCCACUCCUUGUUGACUCGAGAAUGCCCGGGGUAUAUUCGCGGUGCCAUGGACGGCGUUCAUCGUGGCCUUGCACUGGUUGAUAAGGUCCUUGCUAUUGUUGAUCCCAAGCUAAGCAUGUACCUUACUGCUAAGGGCCUUUCGGCUGAGAUCUACGCUUUCCCUUCAGUUCUGACGCUAUGUGCAUGUACACCACCGCUUCCCGAGGUCCUACGACUUUGGGACUUCUUGUUCGCCUAUGGUCCUCAUCUCAAUAUCGUCUGCAUCGUCGCGCAGCUUACAAUUAUGCGGACUCAAAUUCUUCAGUCACCCAGCCCAAAUAAGGUCUUAAGAUCAUUUCCCCAGCUUAACGCUGAUCUCGUCAAAUCCGUCACAAUUGGCAUUAUCAAGAAGAUACCCGACGAUGUCUAUGCUGAGAUCGUUUCUCACGCUCUUUAAGCAUGGCACAAUCUUAGGGUUUCUGGAUUGACUUACAAGCGCUGUAGCCACUCAGGGCGAUACAAGGGUACAACAUAACUGAGCAGGGGUCUGAUCGCGAAACUCACUUAAACUGACGUGCAUACUGCCAGGCGGAUGGAAGGUUUAUUUCGAACCACUCGUCCGUUACCCAGCAGCCUAUCUAGGGGAGGCAAGAAAACUCAGGACCUUGACCCUAAGCGGUGAAAACAUGUAGGUAAAUGUAAGCAAAGCUGAAGGGACUCUCUGCUAAGUUUAUUUUGAGACCCUAUAUUAGGGGUCCCAUGUUUUCUUGCUCCCUGAGGGCUACGAAGAUGUUCCAGGGUCUUGCAACAAACACACUAAUUCUAGCCGAUGCUGCCAAACCCAAAAAUAGUUUUUGGUUUAUGCUUUUUAUGAUUAUUGCAACGCGGUAUGAUGGAACGAUGCAUGGUAUUCUAAUGAUGCUCGGUAUAGGCUUGAGCAGGUUUCAACGGGUACUAGAGAGUUCCGACAGGGACGAAUGCUCUAGGAUGAAUGAAUGAAUAUACGAUUAGUUAUCUAUUGUCUAUUUACACGUGCCUCGUAUCAUAUCGUGAACGUACUGCGUCGUCCACACAUGCUUGUUGGGUCAUAUUCAAUCCGUUCAUCAAUAAAGCUCAGUACCGGCUUACAUGCAUGUGCUUUUCGUGACGGCACUCAAAUUUCUAGCUUCAUCAAGACGAUCCGAGUGUAUAGUUUUUUUUGUCUAUUAUCACUCAUGUAUGCCUGCAA